UACACUUCAUGUUGUCAAACAAAAACUCAUAUAUCACAAAAAUGUCAAGCAAGAGUAGUUUCUUUAGUUUCAAAUAUGGUCUUUCAAAGAAAUCAUCAACCCCUAAAUCACCACCACCACCAAAUCAAUCACUCCGGCCGUCGAAAUUCACUUCACCGGCUGCUGCUUUCGAGCCAAACAUAGACGAAAUGAGACGUGUGUUCAACAAAUUUGACAAGAACAAAGACGGCAAGAUUUCCAAAGAAGAGUACACUUUGGCCGUGGGGUUACUUGGUAACAAAAACGCUAAAAAAGAAGUGACCAAGGCUUUUCAAACCAUAGAUACCGAUGGUGAUGGGUUCGUGGACUUUGAUGAGUUCAUGGAGGCCCAAAAGUCAGAUGGUGGAGUCAAGACAAGCGAUAUAAAAAGCGCCUUCAAGGUAUUUGAUUUAGAUGGAAACGGGAAAAUAACUGCCGAGGAGCUUGUGCAAGUGUUGAGGCAGCUAGGAGAGAAAUGUAGCUUAGAGUCUUGCCGGAAAAUGGUUAAAGGUGCGGAUGCCGACGGUGAUGGGAUGAUUGAUAUUGAUGAGUUCAUGGGUUUAAUGACCCGUACCAUGAAAUAAAUUAAUUUGCUAGUCAUGGAUCAUAUAUAUAUUCAUGUUAUUUUACAUCAUGUAAUAUUAGUUUUAAUUACUUGUGAUCGAUUAUUUGCAACUUUUACAAACUUUUUGUUGUAGGACUCGAAUAGUUUCAUGUUAUGAUCAAAUAUCAAUAAGAUGUUGAAAAUGUUAAAAAAAAUUAAGUUAUUUUUGAUUA
Molecule: messenger RNA, 795 nt
Organism: Erigeron canadensis
Lineage: Eukaryota; Viridiplantae; Streptophyta; Magnoliopsida; Asterales; Asteraceae
Product: calmodulin-like protein 30
Exons: 1
Coding region: 9-602 (197 amino acids)
Molecular function (GO): calcium ion binding
Source: RefSeq, a predicted model, not a curated record